GACACAGUUGCUUCUAUAGCACUGCAAGGACGCAGACACACUGAAGAUCUCUACAAUCACACAUUCUUCACCAUGACAACCAUGCCAAUCACUGCACUGGACUGAGAGCUGUCAAUCAACAGGAUUGAUUAUCUGGAUCAUCUGCCACAGGAAAGAUUACAUCCUGGGCUACUAAAGCGGAAUAAUUCCAAUUGAUGUUUUCUUAGACUUAGAGAUUUUGAGCUACACGCCUUUAUGCGUUCACAUGUGCAUGCUUUAGGGGAAGCGUGAGCGAGGUUGACUUGCUCUGUAUCAGGGUCACGGUCUUGCUGGCUCAAUAAGCUUCCGUAGAACCCGUGCCAGGGUUUAGUUAGUGUUUAUUUAGACUUCCUGUCUAUAAAGAUGAGUGAGGGCAAGAAAGAGUUAGAGAUGAGAGACAAAGCCAUGAUGCACCAGCAGAGGAGACUGAAACAGGCCACCCAGUUCAGCCACAAGGACUCUGCAGAUCUUCUGCCCCUGGAUGGACUGAAAAGGUUGGGCACCUCCAAAGACCUGCAGCCCCAUAGCAUUGUUCAACGACGCCUUUUGGAGGUCAACAUUCCACGUCUACGCAGAGAAGCCCGGGAUGCCCCCAUUCUUGUUUGCUCACCCCUGGCAGACAGCAAAGAGUGUGGAGAGCCAGAGGAGAAGAGUGAGAGUACGGCUGAUGACUCCACGGAGGAAAGGGAGUCUCCAGAGGACAGCGAAAAGAGCCUCAGGUCUGAUGAGGAUGAUGAAGAUGGGGACAGCAGUGAUGCUGGAGGAAAGACAGAGCCAAAACAGAAGGGAGGAAGAGAUAAAAUGGAAGUGGAGAAGAAGAAAGGCCUUAAAGAAGGCGAGAGAGCAUCCAACCUCUCAGCUAUAGUGGUCCAAUGUAAGUGUGAAGAUGCAGAGGUGAUGUUAUCCAUAAACACAGGAUGCCAACACAACCACAUCUCGAAUACAUGCUGCAGAAGUCUGGGAUUGAAAACUACACAAGAAGACAAGUCCAGUGGGAAGCUGCCUCUCUGUGAUUCCACAGUGAAGACAGUGCAGUCCCUGCACCUGCAGUUGGGCAGAGAAAGAGUGCAGUGCACUGCCCAGGUCAUAGAGGAUGCCACAUUUGAGGUGUGUCUGGGCCUACAGACUCUGCUGGAACUCAAAUGUUGUGUGGACCUCAACUCCAGAGUGCUCCGUCUCCAUAGCACAGAGGAAGAGCUUCCAUUCCUGGAUCCACCUUGCAGCCAGUGCCAUCACCAUGACAACAACAAAAACAUGUGACCUCAGACCGCUGUGCUCAACAACCGCCAUAACCCGUACUCAUGUAACCAGAGAGGAAGAUAAUGGAAGGGAGAGCCUGUGCCUGGACUGUAGUUUAGCCUCGUGCCAGAUAAAAAUAGACAGGCCUUUCCUUUCCUUCUCCGUUGUGUCUGUUUAUUUACACAAAUUUGCCAACUAUGAUUUUUUUUUUCUCUAAUGCAAAAUUAGUUUUAAUUUAGUGUAAUAAAGCUUAUGAGGAGAAAGAUUGUGUUCUGACAUAGUAAAUUGCCUUUUUCAAAAUUAAAAACAGGUGUACAAACAGUUAAUCGGUGAGGAAUUGUGUUUAUUUUUUAAAGUUAAUAUUCUCUAACUGGCGAUUUUAUUACACAAUUGCAACUGAGAAUUAAUGGGAUGAUUGAAUGAUGGAUUUCUUUGUUUGCCAAGGCUGCAAACUUAAAGAUCAAGUGAUUUUCUAAACAAUCACUGACCUUUGAUUUUUAAACAUAUAAAUUUGUCGAAACAAUCAAAAAAGUUUGUCGAAACAAAACAAGUUUGAGGAAAAUUAUUUCACAAAAAUGCUAAUUUAGCUGGACAUCUUUAACUCACAACUGCCUUUCACUUAACAAAUACUGUGUUUUUGCCCAGUUUUUCCUUAAGAGCGGUGAAUCAAUCUUUAAAUGAUAAGAUGGACUUUUACCAGUCCAAUUAAAUGUCAAUUGAGCCUUUGGGCUUGACUCCAUUUUAAAGCGCCCAAACAAAACAUUCCAUCAGCAUGAUUUUAUAGACUUCCUUCUUUGUAUUUUUCUGUGUUUUGCGUAAAUCAGUAUGAGAGUGUGUGUAGUGACGAGAUUAAAUGCUUUUCUGUUGUUCACCUGCAUGUGAUUACUAUUAGAAAGAUUGAAUAGAUAAACAAUCAGUUCCUCCUCUUUUAGAGGAAUUCUGCUGAGCAACACUGUAAAAAAAACCAUUUCUCUUAAUCAGCAUGUCUUCUGUUUCCAGUAAAACAAAAUUAAUUCAUUUUAAUCCAAUUUAAGUGACCGUUCACCCAAAAAUUCGUAUUCUGUUACCAUUUACUCACCCUCAUGUUAUCCCAAACCAGCUUGAAUUUUUGUAUUUUUAACACAAAAGGAUAUUUUAGGCUGAACGUUUGAGAAUGGCAUACUCAGUCACCAUUCACUUGCAUUGCAUGGGGAAACAAAUGUAAUGAAAGUGAAUAGUGACCGAGGCUGACAGUACCUAACAUCAGUAUAGCCUGACAUCUUUUGUGCUCUGUGGAAGGAAGUCAGACUAUUUUGGAUAUUUGCAUAUUGUUUUUGUCUUUUUUUAAGCAUAAAUUAACAAUAGAACAAGACAAAACAACAUUUUAAAAGUGUUUUAAUCUUUAAAAGGGAAUUAAUCUUGUUUUAAAGGGAUAGAUCACCCAAAAAUUUAAUUUAACUAUCCCUUUAAGGAUGUUUUUAGAUGUUUUUACUGGAAAACAAGCCAAAAGGACUGAAUAAGAAAAUAUUUUUUGGCAGUGUAGACUUACAGGUGCAAACCCUGUUCUUUUUCUACUCUUGGAUUGUAUUUGUCUUCAUAACUGGAGCCUUUUCUCCACCACCCAUGCCUUGCUCGUUGUUUUGUUUGCUCAGUCACAAGCACAACUAUGACUGUAUUAGUACAGCCAAGAAAAGCACUUGUCUCUUCUGCCAUUGAAAUAUUAUUCCAACAAAUGACCGAAAGGGCAUAUAUGACCCUUCUAAAUAGUGGGAAUAAUUAAACGUUCAAUCAUCCUAAUCAUCUAGCCUCUUAGCGUUAUGGAUGACCUUUUAGCUGAGGAUAUCCAUAUACCGAUUACUUGUUCUUCUCUGAUGUACCGCAUUUAUUACGCUGUGUGAGGGCCAACUGUACGAAAAGAGUUUAUUUUUGGUGUGUUUUUUUGUUUCCUUUUCUCUGAACAGUAUUUUCUCUGUCUAAAUAAAAUAAAUAUGUAUUCUG
Messenger RNA from Xyrauchen texanus (razorback sucker), 3234 nucleotides. RefSeq names its product nuclear receptor-interacting protein 2-like. NCBI's taxonomy places the organism in Eukaryota, Metazoa, Chordata, Actinopteri, Cypriniformes, Catostomidae. The transcript is spliced from 6 exons. The record is from RefSeq and is a predicted model, not a curated record. Bases 382 to 1278 code for a protein of 298 amino acids. Gene Ontology annotation, biological process: proteolysis. Gene Ontology annotation, molecular function: aspartic-type endopeptidase activity.